Candidula unifasciata is the source of this 1197-nucleotide messenger RNA. The record is from the annotation of a GenBank genome assembly. NCBI's taxonomy places the organism in Eukaryota, Metazoa, Mollusca, Gastropoda, Stylommatophora, Geomitridae.
AUGACAACAUGGAACGCAAAGAUGCAGUUCGUUCCCAUGACAACUAUAAACAAGAAAGCUACACACCGGGAGAUUGGUUGUUCUGACUGGGUCGCCACAGAAAAGAUUCAUGGAUCAAGUUUCCAGUUUUUCACAAAUAAUGGAGAAAAUGUCAGCCUUGCUAGUCGAAGAACUCUUCUUGAUUGCAAGGGGUCAUUUCUGAAGUGUAAUAUGAAAGAGUUUCAGCAGCGCCAUCUUGAAUUUGUGAAACUGAUGUACCAGACAGUAGAAACAGAAGAUAGGUGGCGGCACUAUAGAACUACCCUUGACAUGGUUGAUGAUGAUAGUGACGACAAAGUUGAAGACGGUAAUGGCGAGGAUUCAACAGAAAAUAAGCGCCACCUAGAAAGCCAGGAGACAGCUCCUAAUGACAUAAAUGAAGAUGAGACAAACGUAAAACUCCACCAGACUGAAAUUGAAAAUGGGGAAAAGAACGUUUUGGAAUUAAGAAUCUAUGGAGAAAUAUAUGGCGGUGGAGGAAUAAAUAUCGAUAUUAAAUCUGCUGUUCAAAAAGAAAUAAUUUACUCAGACGAGUUUAGGUUCUACGUUUUUGGUGUAAACAUCAACAGGAAAUGGGUAACUGUUACAGAAAUGAAUGACUUGUGUCAGACUGCGGGUUUUCCCUAUUACGCUUUACCUCUCUGUCCACCCAAAUCCACAUUAGAAGAGUUGACACAGUUUUUGAUAACCGACGGAAUCAUGAAGAGCAAAUCCAGACUAACAGAUAAAACUGACAACAACGACAUAAUUAUUGAAGGAGUUGUUAUGACGCCUCUGAAAAGACCAGACUUCCAUUUCCACGCCAUAAAACUCUUGUCCAGCGCUUUCAACGAUGUCCGAGCUGUCGGGAUAGGCAAGAACCGGACGGUCAGCUACUGCACCAAGGCCAGGUACAACAAUAUUAUAAAGGAAGGAGGAGAGUCUGAAGUGACGGAACGAAAGAAGAAUGCCUGGACAAAAUGUGUGAAGACAUGGCUAACUGCAGAUGGAUAUAUUCAAGGGGAUGAACCCAGACAGAGGAAAUGUGCGAAAGCAAAUCCAAAGAGCAAGGGUAAACAAGGAAACACCAAUGGUGAUGAGAAGGUAAAGUCAAAAGCUCAACAACUAGAAGAUGCCGGUGAUGAUGAAGGAAACGAGUUAGUAGGUCUUUUUGGAUAG